Staurois parvus is the source of this 333-nucleotide messenger RNA. NCBI's taxonomy places the organism in Eukaryota, Metazoa, Chordata, Amphibia, Anura, Ranidae. The record is from the annotation of a GenBank genome assembly.
AUGGAGACUGAUUCUACAAACAUUUGUGAAAUAAUGUGCAAUAAAUUCAUCUGUAAAAUUUGCUUGCUACUAAAUAUUCCACGGUCAACUGCUAGUGGUAUUAUAACAAAAUGGAAACAACUGGGAACAACAGCAACUCAGCCACAAAGUGGUAGGCCACAUAAAAUGACAGAGCGGGGUCAGCACAUACUAGAGCAGGGGUGUCAAACUGGCAGCCCUCCAGCUGUUGCGAACUUGGAUUGGGUGGAGGAACUUGACUGGCCUGCACAGAAUCCUGACCGAAACCCGAUAGCACACCUUUGGGAUGAAUUAGAGCGGAGAAUGUGAGCCAGG